AUUGCAGCUUCCACCAUGGAAAAUGGUUCGCAGCGGAAAUGGCAGUUUGGAGGGAACGAAGAGCUGAACAGUGCGGCAAUCUCCGUCCGCGGAGCUCUCGCGAUGCUAAUGAAUAAUGUUAACAACCCAGAUGACGGUGAUCAUCAUCCGCAGCGGCCCACCAUUAUGCUGGGCUGCGGCGACCCUACUGAGUUCCGGUCAUUCUGGACUACUCAGUCGGCUGUUGACGCCGUCACAGAUGCCCUCCAGUCCUUCAAGUUCAACUCUUAUUGUCCGACGGGCGGUGUCCUUGAGGCAAGAAGGGCUAUUGCAGAGUAUCUCUCCCGUGACCUCUCGCACAAGUUACUGGCGGAGGAUGUAUAUCUCACUGGUGGAUGCACGCAAGCAAUUGAAAUCAUGGUAUCUGUUCUUGCACGACCUGGUUCCAACAUUCUGCUUCCAAGGCCUGGUUACCCUCAGUAUGAAGCCCGGGCGUCUUUCGACCACCUUGAAGUACGCCAUUACUAUCUUCUUCCCGAAAAGGGUUGGGAGGUGGAUCUUGAUGCUGUCGAAGCUCUUGUAGAUCACAACACUACUGCUAUAGUUAUCAUUAAUCCUAGCAAUCCUUGUGGAAAUGUUUUCACCUACCAGCAUUUGGAAAAGAUUGCAGAAACAGCGAAGAAACUGAGCAACUUUGUGAUUUCUGAUGAAGUUUAUGGGCAUCUAACUUUUGGCAGCAACCCUUUUGUACCUAUGGGAAAGUUUAGUUCCACCGUACCGGUCAUUACGCUUGGCUCCAUAUCGAAGACAUGGAUUGUUCCUGGCUGGAAACUUGGCUGGAUUGUGAAAAAUGAUCCUAAGGGCAUCUUUGAUAAAACUCGGAUUGUGGACAGCAUUAAGAACUAUCUGGACAUCACUACUGACCCAGCAGCCUUCAUUCAGACAAAUAUCAAUGUUGUUUGGAGAACUUCAUCUAUCUUAUCAACACUUGAAGGCAUUGAUGAUGAUAUACAGUUUUGUCUGAAGUUGGCCAAAGAGGAGUCAGUGAUUGUUCUGCCAGGGGUCACUGUUGGACUGAAAAAUUGGCUCCGCAUUACUUCUGCUGUUGAGCUUCCAGUACUUGAAGAUGGCCUUCAGAGGAUAAAAGCCUUCUACCAAAGACAUGCCAAGAAGCAAUAGGAUCUCUUCUUUUGUCUUCGUCCACUACUACAAAAAGUGA
Molecule: messenger RNA, 1198 nt
Organism: Prunus persica (peach)
Lineage: Eukaryota; Viridiplantae; Streptophyta; Magnoliopsida; Rosales; Rosaceae
Product: probable aminotransferase TAT2
Exons: 7
Coding region: 16-1158 (380 amino acids)
Biological process (GO): biosynthetic process; amino acid metabolic process
Molecular function (GO): transaminase activity; pyridoxal phosphate binding
Source: RefSeq, a predicted model, not a curated record